AUGUUUUUAAAAAACAAAGUUGUUUUAGUGUGGGUUAUUUGCUUGUCUUGCAAAGUGGUCUUGACUGGCUGUGAAGUGGUUUGGGUCAAUCGAGGUGCUCUAGACAGCUUUCGUGUUGGGAACGAAGGCUGUACGUAUGAUACAAGAGUUUGUACGAAUUUCGAUGCAAAAUGUAGAAAAUCCUACGGUGGUGUGUGUUUGUGUGGUUUUUUAAAACCUAACUAUAGAAAUCCUAGAUCUGGCAAUGAUAAAGGUUAUGGCUGUGUAAGCAAUAAUAAUAUGCGCGUUGGAGUUGGUGAGUGUUAAUAGUUCAUUUCAAGAUAUUUGUUUGUGUGUGUUUUGGUGUUAUGAGUACUCAUAUAUACUUUUCCACUUGGUUUAUAUUCAACUUUAUAUAUUUUUGACACGUUUCUCAAGCGCGGCAUGAAACAGACUUAAAAAGUAUGUUUAGUAGCUACUUUAACUGUAAAAUAAAGCUAAACUGAUGUAGAGAUUUUAGAUGAUACGCCAAAGGGAAAAUGAUGUUUGAAGUUCAGUAAGUUUUGCUUAUAUUGCUGUAUAAAUAUGGCGUCAAUUUUACAGCAUCAAUGAUAAUUGCAUUUAAAUUGACAAUAUUUAACUAUUAUUUUGUGUUUCUCAACCGCCAGAUACAUUUAAAAAGGUUGCUAACUGUUUAAAGUACAAAGUAGGCUAAAGCUAAAACAAAGUAAUUUUGAGAGGAACGCCAGAAAUACUUUAGGUUUGAACACUUUUCAUUGGAAAUACGUGACGUUGACAUUGAAAAAAAAUGCUUCUUAAACUUGCUUAUUGGAUUUUUCCAUGAAGGCUUUUUUGCUAAAUCUAUAUCUGACAUGGUGCACAAUAAUAUUUACAGACAAUAUACGUGUUUAUUCUAAACCCACCAGUUUUGCCGUAAUUACACUGUAAAAACUGGUAGGUUAAAAUAACCUAUAUUUCUAAAGGUUGCAACCAAUACUAAUAGUUGAUUUAACCAAUUGAAGUCUUGGCUGGAACCAAUAUAAAUAGGUUAAUAUUAAAUAACCUAUUAUCAUUUGGUCAAUUGUAAGUGAUUGGCUAUAACCAAUAAAAAUUAUCAGUUUAACCAAUUGAAUAGGUUAGAACCAAUAUAACCUGGGCAGCAUAACAAAUUAUUAUUUGGGCAAGUUUGAAUGAUUAGUCAUAACUAAUAAAAAUAGGUUUAUUUAAGGUGAUUCAUCAGUUUUGCAUUGCACAAUUUUACUGGGCACAUCUAAUAACAAAUUCUAGCUAAUAUAUGUUGUUGAACUGCAAUGUAAAGCGAUAAAGAAAAAGUAAGGGCAAAGAGAAAAACACUCUGCAUUGGUUAGGCGUGCUUCAGGAAAUAUACCUUCAGAAAUGACGAAAUUUCUUAAGUAGGUCUUCUGUGCAACUAACACUAAACCACAUCAUGCAUGUUGCAUGUUUAACCCUUGUAUCUCUUUAAGAAUUAAGGUCCGUGACCCGACUUUUUUAUUUUAUAUUUUUGUUCUACUAUACGUUUUACAUGUCAUCAGAAAAUAAGAGAAAAAUCAUUUCUACAAUUUAUGAUAUUUUACAUUCCUCGCGCAUGCUUUCCAAAAUAACAUGUCUGAGAAGAUGAGAAAGAUAUCUUUGCACCACGACAAUGCACGUCAAUGAUUUUUGAUUGGCUAAAAUUCCAUGUUUUCUUGUAUAUAGCCCUAAUCACUAGAUUGUUCCUGUAACUCGUAAAAGGUUCAAGAUGAACGAAACGAGUUCAGUGACCCUAACUUUUUUCUGGUAAAACAAUGAGCAUAUCAUAAACUUCACCCCUGGGACGUUUCAGAAAAUUCUCAUUUCCAGAACAAUUAUGCAAAUUAAUUCGCUAUGUAGUAUUUGUAAUCAAAUUGGUGGAGAUAACCCAUUAUUAUUUGGUUAACUACAGUUAUUGGUUAUAAUAAUAUAAAUUGUGUUAACCAUUAUUAUUAUAGUCAGAUAACAUUAUGGAAUUUAUCAUAAGCUUACUUGUAUAAUGUUGGAAGUUGCAUUUCAGUAUCAAAAGAGUACUGUGUUCAAGCAGUUUUCUCUGCACUAACAUAGGCGUACGAGACAGGGGGGAUAAACUACCUUAGAAUUGUUUACUUCUGAAAAGCUACUCUAUACUGUGUGCGAGUUUACUCAUGUGCAUCCGUCAAAAACACAAUAUCGCUGACAAAAUUGCUUGUGUGAACCAUGCAGGCUUAACUUACAAUACAAUCGUAAAACCAAUUCCAUGCAAUCCUAACUUUAAUCCAAACUCUGAUCUUUGUUGCAUCAUGUCAGAAUAAUAUAUAAAGAUAAUAAAAAUUAUAUGAAAGACUCCUUGCAAAUCGUAUCGGGCUAAUAGCCAGAAUGAACGGCAAGAGUGAGUGACUUGUCAAUGUUGCAAAUUUCUUUAGUUCGUUCCGUUAAAAAAUCAAUCUUAUUUUAAAUAUUAUGUAAAUAUAGGAGGAUCCGAAAACUGCGCAUUGGGACCUUUUCGACUUAUUCCUUACAACAAGAACGAACCAACCAGGAAGUUCUUUGACAUAAACAAUCCAACCGUAGUCAUGAAGAGUUGUUCCUUGAGAGAAAUUCUGGUAAAGUUCCCAGACAACGCCACAGAAAUGGAGCUGGAAUGGUUGGAUGAAUCUUACGUUGAUUUGAAUGUCUUGAGCGACAACAUAUAUUUUAAAGUACGUAAAUGAACUCAUUCUUAUUUCUCUUUAGCUAUGUGUAAAAUUAGUUUGUGUUUUUUCUUUCCUAGUGGAAAAGAUCAGUUCCAAAUUUGCAAGCGACGAUAAUUACUUUCAAUCUUUACUGCGAGGUGAAGAUCCCAGGGAUCAAAGCUGAUCACUCUUACCAAACAAAAUGCCUGCGAGCAAAGGUUCUCGGAAAAUGGUCUGCAG
Paramuricea clavata is the source of this 2903-nucleotide messenger RNA. The record is from the annotation of a GenBank genome assembly. NCBI's taxonomy places the organism in Eukaryota, Metazoa, Cnidaria, Anthozoa, Malacalcyonacea, Plexauridae.